Molecule: messenger RNA, 1095 nt
Organism: Amyelois transitella
Lineage: Eukaryota; Metazoa; Arthropoda; Insecta; Lepidoptera; Pyralidae
Exons: 2
Coding region: 1-945 (314 amino acids)
Source: RefSeq, a predicted model, not a curated record
AUGGCCUCUCGAAAAUUAAGUGACUCGGAAAUGACGCACUUGGUAGAACUGUAUCGGGAAAACGAAGUUCUAUGGAAAGUUACACAUAAGUCGUACAGAAGUCGAGAUGCAAGAGAUAACGCCUAUGCAAGAAUCAGAGACUCGUUGAAUACGCCAUCACUUUCAUUGCAAGACAUAAGCAAGAAAAUAAAAAAUUUACGGUCUACCUACAUAAAAGAAAGAAAAAAAAUUGACGCUAGCUUCCGAUCCGGUGCCAGUACACAAUCUGUUUAUAAACCAAAGAUGCCGUGGUUUGAAAUAGCUGAUGGAUUUUUGAGGACAUAUACAUGUAAAAGACAUACAAAUACAAAUAUGGAUGAAAAUUUUGAUUGUGCUUCAACAAUCAGCGAUACAGGCAGUGAUGUCACGCAAACUCCCACAUUAACGGAAGAUACCUUUUUAAGUACAUCGCAACAUACAACUGAUUUUUCUGAUGAUUCUCGAAACUUACCUCAAAAACCUAAACGCAAAAGAAACCAUGUGGUGGGAAAUAAAGGUAACGAGAACUCUGAAGACGUGAUUGCUGUGGCAUUGGAGAAAUUGGACAACUUAAGAAAAGAAGUUGGAACUAUGAAGGAAGAUGAAUAUGAUAUAUUUGGCAAAUACAUUGCGUCUUUGUUGCGACAAAUGCCGAAAAAACACUUUAUUUCAGCAAAAUCAAUAAUCCAACAAACUAUUACAGAAAUUGAGUUGAGGAUUUUAUCUGAGGAAUGUACAACAUCACAUACUACAAGUAAUUAUCCAGUACAUGAAUAUUUCACACCCAAUUAUACUACGAGUACUACUAUGAGUACUAGUAGCCAAAGUAACAUAGCAGUUGAAAACAUAGAGCUAAAUACAAGCAACGAUUCUAUCUCAAAUGUGAUUGGUGUUCUUUCGAACCUAGAAGAAUCUCAAAAUGCAUGAUCAAUUAGCUUUAAGAUCAUUUCUGGAAACGAUCCAACAUUCAUAAUACCUAUGUUUCGUAAUUUUGAAAUUAUAUUGAUUGUAAAAAUUUUAUUGUUUUACUUACAUUACCUACAUUAAACUAAUUACUACAUAAACCACUUACCUCGA